This is a messenger RNA of Periconia digitata, 1579 nucleotides long. NCBI's taxonomy places the organism in Eukaryota, Fungi, Ascomycota, Dothideomycetes, Pleosporales, Periconiaceae. The record is from the annotation of a GenBank genome assembly.
CCAUAGACUGAAUAUGGCCCUGCCCACCUUCCAAAACACGCCCAUGGAGAGCCUCGCCGCGAGCUGCCAGACUGUACGCGCCUCGUUCCUCUCGCACAAAACCCGCCCGCUAGAGUUCCGUCUGAAGCAGCUGCGCAAGCUGUACUGGGGUCUCAAGGACAAUGCCGACCUCAUCCACGAAGCGUGUUCCAAGGACUUGAGCAAGCCUUUUUUCGAGACUUAUUCGGGCGAGCUGAACUGGUGUAUGAACGACUGCAUCUUCAUGCAGAACAACCUCACCAAAUGGGCCGCCGACGAAUCCGCUCAAGACAUUCCAAUGGCAAACAAGUUGCUGGGACCCAAGAUCAGGAAGGACCCCAUGGGUGCUGUCUUGAUCAUUGGUGCCUUCAAUUUCCCCAUCCAGCUUUCUGUUGGUCCCCUCAUCGGUGCUAUCGCUGCCGGGUGUACCGCUAUCCUCAAGCCUUCCGAAAGCGCUCCCUAUACCGCCGCCGUUAUCCAAAAGAUCGUUUCCGAAUCGCUCGAUCCCUCAUGCUACAUUGUCGCCCAGGGCGCCAUUCCCGAGACCACGGCUCUUUUGGACGAGAAAUGGGACAAAAUCUUUUACACGGGUUCUGCAAACGUGGGCACCAUUAUCGCGAAGAAGGCUGCUGAGACCCUCACCCCUGUCACACUGGAAUUGGGAGGGAGAAACCCAGCCAUCAUCACAAAACACGCCGACCCGCGCUUGGCAGCUCGUCGCCUUCUAUGGGCCAAGUCGUACAAUGCUGGACAGGUCUGUGUGAGCCAAAACUACGUCCUAAUCGAAGAGGACAUGGUGGAAUCCUUCCUCCGUGAAAUCAAGACCGCCUACGCCGAGUUCUACCCCAACGGCAUCCGUAAAACCCCCGACUUUGGCCGCAUCGUCAACCUACGCCAAUUCCAGCGUCUCAAGAAGAUGCUUGAUGAGACAAAAGGCAAAAUCGUCCUUGGUGGUACCAUGGACGAAGCGGACCUCUUUAUCGAACCCACCUUUGUGCUCGUCUCGAGCCCAGACGACAGCCUCGUCAAAGACGAAAGCUUUGGUCCCUUCGUUCCCAUUCUCCCCGUUAAAAACCUCGACGAAGCCAUCAAAAUCGCGAAUGAAGUCCACGCCACCCCGCUUGGCCUUUACCCCUUUGGAAACAAGGCCGAAUGCGAAAAGAUCCUCUCCCAGACACGCUCUGGUGGUGCAUCGCUCAACGACGGCUUCUUUCACGCUUCCAUUCCCACCAUGCCGUUUGGCGGCGUCGGCGACUCUGGAACUGGUGCGUACCGCGGAAAGGCUUCGUUCGAUGUUUUUACGCACCGCAGGUCGAUUACGAAGACCCCUGCGUGGAUGGAGGGUCUGCUCAGUGUCAGGUAUCCGCCUUUUACGGACAAAAAAUUCAAGCAGUAUCGCAAUAUGAGCGCCUUGACGCCCAAUUUCGAUCGCGAGGGCAAUGCCCAGGGGUGGGGAGGGUGGUUUUUGAGCUUGCUUGGGUUCAAGAGUGUGGCUGCUUUGGCGAUUGCCAUAGGAAUCCGACUCUACCUACAACGCCGUAAUGGCGGCGCCAAGUUGUGA